GUACACUUGACAUUGAAGCGCUCCAGAGGCAAAACCGCACGCAAUUCUGCAGUCCAGGCGCGCAGGAGGCGUCUUUGUACGCCGUUUAUGAUGGAUUAGCGACAAAACACCUGUUAAAGUCGUUUUAGAGAAGUAACAGAAUACGCUUUCUGUUGGCGUAUUAGUGCCAAAGGUGUAAAUAGAGUCGCACUUUCAAGACUCGCUUGCGUCCACUUAGACUUUUGGACAGUGCCGAAUCUUUAUAGCCGUUCUGAGGAGUUUCUUCCCUCGUGAGUCUCCAAACGCGCGUGACGUGUAAGUACUUGCUGCAUAAUUGCUGAUGGAUGAACAAUCCCACACAGUGUCACUUUGGGGGACCAAGUGAAAACCCGAAAGGAUGUAGUUUUGGAAGAGAGCACCUGAGGGGAGCCACUGGAUCUGAAGAAUAAACUUCGUAAGGCAACUUUGCUUACUUUCCAAGCCGUAAAGACGCAUCGAGCCAUGGGUUGAAAGAGACUUGUGCACGGUGGGGAUCUUCAGUGUGGGAAGGAGAAUAAUCUUCUGAGUUAUGUAAUGAUUGACACUGCCUGAUCAUUACUGAUAGAUCAUAAAUAUAAAAGGCCACUGUGUAUGUUUGGAAGACUGCUGAAGGAUGGAUUGACUCAUUAUUUUAGACAUCCUAUCAAGUACAGUUAAUACCCUUUCAUAGACUUGAGUUUUAUUAUUUUCUUCAAUGUAAAAGUAAUGAUGGCUGGCACUAUUCAACCAUUCCAAGCUGAUUUGGAAUGCUCCUGGCAGCAGGAAAUAAGAAAAUCUACAGUUUUACUCAGCUUGCUUUUAAACGUUGAACCUUCUUUUCUGCAUGGCAACACCUCAAAAGGCUCCUAAGAUGCUCUAAUGCUCAUGUCUGCCCUCCCAUUUGACGAUAUGUAGUCAUCCUGACAUCUUUCUUCUCUGUGACCUCCUGUUUUUUGAGCAACUGACACUAAUAGUUCAUCUUAUUCAGAGCCUUCAUUGGUUCCUCCCUCCCCCCAACUCAUCAGGGCUGGUGGGGGGGGUGGAUCGCGGCCCCUUCGGGUCAAAGCGGCGGUGGAAGUUUCCACCGCCAAAGGCAGGGCUUCUGCCAUGGAAGCCAGCCCAGAGAGCCCCAACCGGGCCGUGGAGUACCUCCUGGAACUCAAUAACAUCAUUGAGAGCCAGGCCAAGCUCCUGGAGACCCAACGGCGGCGCAUCGAGGAGCUGGAAGGCCAGCUAGACCGGGUCAGCCAGGAGAACCAGGGCCUGAGGCAGGAUCGCAGCCCUCGGACCCCCGGCCUGGAACAGAACCACAAUCACAGCCAGCCUCUGUCGCUCCCCAUCCAUCAUGAGGGGGACGGCAGCGCCUCCUCAGCUCAGACCAAAGCCGGGUCCGCCACCACACCGGGGUCAAGGGAGAGGAGGACCCACACCAGGCUGACCCGCGGUCUUUCCUGUGGUUCGUCUACCACUGAGCGAGAACGCCUUGAACGCACCGACAGCACAGACACCAACACCAGCGCCACCAUUCGCAGAAAUGUGGAAGUAGAGUCCCAAUGUCCGGGGGAGUCUGGAACCCACAAAGAUACCUCUUUCAGCCAGGCAUCUUACCUGCGAAGCUCCGAGCGCUACAGUGACAGCAGCAGUGGUUUAAUCUCCUCUGGCUCCAGGGGCCCUACAUGUGUGUCUGCCUCCAGUUCAGCCAGCCUGGCCUGGGCGCUACGAACGCGGCACCAACCUGCCAGCCUAGCCCUUCGCAAGCAGGAGGAGGAAGAGAACAAGAGAUGCAAGGCUCUCUCAGACAGUUACGAACUCUCAACAGAUCUGCAGGAUAAGAAGGUGGAAAUGCUGGAAAGAAAGUACGGGGGCUCCUUUGUGAGUCGCCGGGCAGCCAGGACCAUUCAGACGGCCUUUAGGCAGUAUCGCAUGAACAAGAACUUUGAGCGCCUCCGAAGCUCAGCCUCUGAGAGUCGAAUGACACGUCGCAUCAUCUUGUCCAACAUGCGGCUUCAGUAUUCCUUUGACGAGCGCCAGCCUCAACAGCAGGCCCAGACACAGACCAACUUCACCCACAGUGUGGCUAUAGGACCUCCUCAUUCCCCCGACCCUGACCGUCCGGGAGACUACACACACUUGGAGGACUCCUUCUCUAAACAGGUUAAGUCCUUAGCUGACUCCAUAGACGAUGCCCUGACCUGCCGUGCAGGUCGCAGUGACUCCCAGGAAGGCAGCAAGGAGGGUGGUGGUCUCAGUGAAGAUUUUGGGGAGUGUGUGUGGAGCAGCAGCAGCAACCCAUCCUCUCAAAGAGGCCUAGGUGAAAGAGCCAGAGGAGUCGUAGGACUCAGCAUGCACGGAGACAGUACGGCUACCUCAUACAGUGAUGUCACGCUUUACAUGGAUGACGGCAUGCCGUCCUCCCUGCUCUCUCCAGACCGGGCACCCAGUAGCACAGACACAGAGUACUGGGGACCUGGUGGUGGUGUCGGAGUGCGUGAGGAUAGCAGGGACACAGAGGGAGGUGGCAGCAGUAACAGCCGACGCAGUACACCUUGCACAGAGUGUAGGGACUAUCGUCUAAGGGGUGCACACUUGCCUCUCCUUACUAUUGAGCCACCAAGUGACAGCUCAGUGGACAUGAGUGACCGUUCAGACCGAGGUUCUCUAACCAGACAACUAGUCUAUGAGCAGGAUCCUGGAGUGGGGGCUGGCUCUCCUCAGGGAACCCUUAAACACUCCCCCAACACAGGUGCACGCUCGCCCUCCACAGCAGCCGCUCAGGGUCAGAUCAGAGCGCCUGGUAGAGCCAUCCCCACGCAUAUACCUCACCAGGUGGCCUCACACCACCACCACCACCACCAUCACCACCAUCCCAUCCAUCACCAUCAGUACCCUGACACACCCUCGUCCUCUUCAUCACCUCAGCAGCCCCCCACCACCCCUCUGUCAUCAUCAUCCUCCACAGCUCUGCCUUCUGGAGGGCUGGAGCAGCCGUGUUGCUCAGAUGGAGACAACGAUUCUCUCAAUUCCACCACCAACUCCAAUGAGACGGUCAACUGCAGCUCCGGUUCCUCGUCUCAGGACAGUCUACGGGAACCUCUGCCCCCUCUAGGCAAGCAGACGUAUCAGCGGGAAAGCCGCCAUAGUUGGGAUUCUCCACCCUUCAACAGCGACGUAGUGCAGAGACGCCAGUACCGCAUAGGUCUCAACCUUUUCAACAAGAAGCCAGAGAAAGGGAUCCAGUACCUGAUUGAAAGAGGGUUUGUGUCUGACACUCCUGUUGGGAUUGCUCGAUUCAUCCUGGAGAGGAAAGGUCUGAGCAGGCAGAUGAUCGGCGAAUUCCUGGGAAAUCGGCAGAAGCAAUUCAACAAAGAUGUUUUAGACUGUGUGGUUGAUGAGAUGGACUUUUUGGGAAUGGACCUGGAUGAUGCUCUGAGGAAGUUUCAAGCUCAAAUCAAAGUUCAAGGAGAAGCACAAAAAGUGGAACGACUCAUUGAGGCUUUCAGCCAGAGAUACUGUGUGUGUAAUCCUGUCCUGGUACGGCAGUUCCAGAACCCCGACACUAUCUUCAUCUUGGCCUUUGCUAUAAUCCUCCUCAACACAGACAUGUACAGUCCCAAUGUCAAAGCAGAGAGGAAGAUGAAACUCGAGGAUUUCAUCAAGAAUUUAAGAGGCGUAGAUAAUGGUCAAGAUAUUCCCAGGGAUCUGCUUGUAGGAAUCUAUCAGCGAAUACAAAAAUGGGAGCUGCGCACCAAUGACGACCAUGUGUCCCAAGUGCAGGCAGUGGAGAGAGUCAUUGUGGGCAAGAAACCUGUGCUGUCCCUUCCCCACCGUAGGCUGGUGUGUUGCUGCCAGCUUUAUGAGGUGCCUGACACUAACAGACCUCAGAGAACGGGAGUGCAUCAGCGGGAGGUCUUUCUCUUUAAUGACCUUCUAGUGGUAACCAAAAUCUUUCAGAAGAAGAAAACCUCAGUGACUUACAGUUUUAGACAAUCUUUCCCUCUGGUUGAGAUGCAAGUGCAUUUGUUCCAGAACUCAUACUAUCCUCAUGGUAUCCGCCUGACCUCAGCCGUCCUGGGCGGAGAAAGAAAAGUUCUUAUCAUCUUUAUGGCCCCCAGUCAGCAAGACCGCACACGCUUUGUUAGUGACCUCAGGGAGAGCGUUGCUGAAGUGCAGGAGAUGGAGAAAUAUAGAGUUGAAUCGGAGUUGGAGAAGCAAAAAGGUGUGAUGCGUCCCAGUUUGCUCACUGGAGGUGUGGUUGGUGGAGCUGGUGUUAAGAGUGAUGUUGUGAAUGGUACCUUGGGAAGGACAAGUUUUGAUGACAACUGCGAAGGUCUCAAACGCACCGCACUCAGCUCAUCGCUCAGGGACUUAUCGGACGCAGGGAAGCGUGGUCGCAGGAACAGCGUUGGUUCUCUGGACAGUACCAUGGAAGGAUCCAUCAUUAGCAGUCCACAGCCUCACCAGCGCUAUCCAGUACCAGGUGUGGUCCCUGGCUGCUACGGAACAGAAGACUUCCGGCCUCAUCGCCCCAUCCUGAGCCCCGGAACGGGGAUGGGGGGUGGGCCGGGGCAGCAACAUACCACUGCUGGGACUGGAGUUGGGGGCGUCCCCAGCAGUGUAGAGAGACCAGGAGCGGGGAGCGGCCCUGGGGGGAACAGCAACAACAGCGGUUCCUUCUUGGGCUCACUAUUCGGCAGCAAGCGCGCCAAACCACCAGGGCCCCUUAUUCCACCGGGGCCACCCUACCCCGCACCUGUCCCCCCACCAACGACGGGAGGGCCCCCUCCUCACUCCCCUUCAUCCCUGUGCCAGCAGUUGGACGGGGGGCCUUCCAAAAUCCAGGCGCUGCACGCACAGUACUGUCACGCAGCUACAGUGCAGCCCCCACCACCUUAUUAUCACCACCAUCGUUACCACUUCCAAAAUGUCCCUCCACCUUUGCAAGGGGUGCCCACUCAUACUAUACAGAGAGGCCUGCAACCCUGUCGUCCAGCCCUUGGCCCCCCACACGUCACCCACCCGCAGCUGGCCCAUCUCUCCCAGCUCUCACAGCAUGGGCUUCCGGGUCGCUACACCACUAUGGUGGUGGGAUGCCCCCCCCUUUCUCCUCUCUCCCAGCAUUCCCCGAACCCACAGUUUGCCCUGUACCACGUGCAACCCACACACUCUAUCAGAGGGGGCAGCGGCCCUGUUACCAAACCUCCCCUAACCUUGUCCCACUCCCAUCCGCACCCCCACGCCCACUCUCAAACCCACCCCGGGCACGUGCACACACCACACCCAGCCAGCCACUCCACCCACCAAACACACUUCAUAUUCGGCACUCUGCCCCACAAUCUACCGUCCGCUACCGUCAACGCACAUCACACAGCCUCCGCCGGCCCGUAUCUGCCCCAGUACCCUCCUCUUUCUUCGAUCCCCCCUCCCCCACCACACUCCCCUUUACCCCCCCCUUCGUCCCCCCUUACCCCUCUUACACCUCUCUCCCCUCUCCCCCCCCAGCACCCCGGGCAGCCUCAGCCGGGGCCGCCGGUGACGGGGGCUGGAGCGACAGGUACAGGGGGCAGCUCCAAAUCCAAACCUAUCAACCGGAUAAGCACCGUAGUGUGAGCAGGAUGUGGGCCGCCCGGAGUCAUAGGUCAGAUGAUAGAGUGCAGGAGGUCAGCAGAGCGAGGGCGAGGGCAAGGUCUGCCAGGACGGAAAGUAACAGUAGCAGCGCAGUUGACAAGAGGAAACGCAGUUUGCUCCGUCUCUGUUACUUUCACCUGCGUUUCCCACAUAUGUAAACUGGGGGAUUGCCAAAUUGCAAGUGCACAUCACAUGAACACUGCACACACAAUCAGAAGUCUAUAGCCAUAUAAUUUAAGAUAAAUUCUAUAUCUUGGUACUGCCUCAGUUUUACCUGUUUGAAGUUUAGACUAGUAUAAGUGAGUAUUUAUAUGUAUGAAAAAUGACAACCAUACGGUACAUCCAGCUGUUUACAUUGAGGAUCCCAGCAAAGACGAUUCCACCAAAUACAGUACAGUCCAGCAAAGUUUAACAUUAUAAACAGCGACAUUGCAAAAACUGUCACUUGCCUCUGCAAUAAUUUCCUUAGCUCCAUGAUGUCCUCAUUCACUUCAGUGUCUACUUUGCAAACAGUAUUGUUUUAUUUCUAAAGAUGACCUCAGAUUUGUUGCUGUGUGCUAUCUUUUUUAACACCGGUCCUUUGCUUCAUGGUUUUUCACAUGUCAACAGAAGCCAUCUGGCUUCAUAAUGCAUUCCUUCAGAGUUUGGGAAACUAAUUAUAUACAUCAACAAUCUAUUGUGAAUGUUUUUGAAGCUUCUUGCUGUUUUAUCAAUAUUAUAUUAUAUCUGCUAUGAGUAUGAUGAAUAGUGUCUGUCUAAUUGUUUGAUUAGUUUGUAAAUGUAUCAGCAUAUGUUUGUACAGGGUUGUAAAGUGUCGAAUACACAUUCCUACAGGAAAGUGCUUUGAGCUGAAGUACAAUUCACAUCACUUUCACCCUUUAUCUAAUAACAUGAAAUAUCAGUGACAUUUUGUUCAAACCGACAGCAUUUCUCCAUUUUGGUUUUGUUUGUUGGAAGGAAGAAAAACGUACAAUUCUCCCAUUGUUGAAAACGACAUCGUGUUCCAAUGUUUGUGGAGCUUUAGAAAGAUGUUGUUCCUUUAUCAAUAUACAAAGCAAGUCAACUCACUCUUUCCUGCUCAUCACAUUUAUCAUUGGGUGUUUAGAUAUGUUUUGAAGAAACACGCUUUUACAGGAGGCUUUGUGGUUUUUGCACGUGAUGUCUUAAGUCAGAAAUGACCUUCAUCUUACCCUCACCCCUCCUGCCACUUUUUAAGAACUCUCUUACUACAUUUUCUGAUGCUUUGGCAUCCCGCUGAGGGCUUCUUGUGUAAAAAAAACAAAAAAAACAACAAUAAUUAAGAAUGUAAAACAGCCGACAGAUACAUACUGUAUUCCUUGUUAUUCUGUGGGCAUCGUGUACCUUUCGCGACUGCAAUAUUUUGAAUUGUGAGUACUGACAUAGUUACCUACAGUACCAGCUAAUAUCAAGAGAAACAAUUACAUAUUCUGAUUAAUGAGCAGAGAAGUGAGGACAAAACAGUGCCAGUCUUUGGAAUUAAGCAACUGAAAGAAAAAUUGAAAGUCUGAAUACACAAAAAAAGGAUACAAAGGAGGUUUGGAGAAAGUCCAGAAUGUGAGAUGAAGGUUUUGUAUGUGUUGCCUAGCCUUUUUCUUCUAUGGUGUCAUUUUUGACUCUUCUUGCAUGAAUAUAUCUGCACUUAUUGAAUAGAUUGUACUGUAUAAACCUGAAUGUAAAUAAUAUACAAUUAUAUUAUCAGCCAUGGGACAAGGUGCUCCCAGUCUGUAUUCAGGUGCGUGCAUGUGAGUGCCAUGACAUAGGCGUAUGUACAUACGUAUGAGGAACAGAAAAUGUUGUCCAAAAGGAAUAUAUAUUUGUUUUUCCUUCCUUAUUCUUUAUGACUGAAGGUGAGCGAAUGAAUUAGAGUGAUAAACAUGACAGCUUAAUGUUUGUGCUUAUAUGUUAUAUGCACUUAUUGAUAUUAUUUUUAACAAUUCAGUUCCAUUUUCUGUUGUGAAUCUAUUAUGUGUGCCAGAGGAAUAGAUUUGAUAUGUGAAUAUUUAUUGCUUCUGAUCAAUUAAAGUGUCCUUGCAGUGACA
This is a messenger RNA of Dunckerocampus dactyliophorus (ringed pipefish), 7682 nucleotides long. It is a transcript of the gene iqsec2b, whose product is annotated as IQ motif and Sec7 domain ArfGEF 2b. Gene Ontology annotation, molecular function: protein binding; guanyl-nucleotide exchange factor activity. NCBI's taxonomy places the organism in Eukaryota, Metazoa, Chordata, Actinopteri, Syngnathiformes, Syngnathidae. The transcript is spliced from 14 exons. The record is from RefSeq and is a predicted model, not a curated record. Bases 1105 to 5604 code for a protein of 1499 amino acids. Gene Ontology annotation, biological process: actin cytoskeleton organization; regulation of ARF protein signal transduction.